GGGGCUGAGUCUCUGCUGGACCUGCUGGCACUCUCCCGAUCAUCAUCUUCUCCACAUCCCCACACAACGCACAGGACACCACACACGCACCGUCCGAACACACAACAGACUCACAACCUUUCUCAGUUGUGUUUUUGUAACGACACACCAAUCUGGACAGUCAUGGGCAACGUGCAGCCCACAAUCGUCCCAUUUGAGGACUUUGAUGUUACGGCUGACAUAAAGGCCAUUCGACAAGCUUGUAAAGGUUUAGGCACAGAUGAAGAAGCCAUUAUUCAAAUACUUGCCAAUCGCUCAUCAGCCCAGCGUCUGGAAAUAAAAAAUGCUUACUUUGAAAAGUAUGAUGAUGAGUUGGAAGAGGUCCUGAAAAAAGAGUUGACUGGUAGCUUUGAGAACGCCAUAAUUGCCAUGUUGGACCCGCCAAAUGUCUACUUUGCCAAGGAGCUGCGAAAGGCCAUGAAGGGGGCGGGGACCAAUGAAGCCGUUCUUGUGGAAAUCCUGUGCACAGCUACUAAUGAGGACAUCAUCAGCUACAAAGAGGCCUAUGUACAGGUGCAUGAAUGUGAACUGGAGGCUGACAUAGAGGAUGACACCAGUGGAGAUGUGAGGAAUCUUCUCAUCUCACUCCUGCAGGCGAGCAGAGAUGAGGGUUUCGAGGUGGAUGAGGGUUUAGCUGAACAGGAUGCUGCGUCAUUAUUUGAGGCAGGUGAAGGCAUGUUUGGCACAGAUGAGUCGACCUUCAGCUACAUCCUCACACACCGGAACUACAUGCAGCUCCAGGCCACUUUUAAAGCCUAUGAGACACUAUCAGGAAAAGACAUCUUGGACACUAUUGACUCUGAGGCCGCAGGAACUUUAAAGGACUGUUAUGUGACUCUAGUCCGUUGUGCCAAGAAUCCUCAGCUGUACUUUGCACGGCGCCUUAACGCUGCUAUGAAGGGGCUCGGCACCGAUGAGGACACACUCAUCCGCAUGAUUGUGGGUCGCUCUGAGAUUGACCUGGAGACGGUGAAGGAUAUGUACCUGGAAAAGUAUGAUGUCCCCUUGAAAGAAGCCCUCGAUUCAGAGUGUGGUGGAGAUUUUAAACGUCUUCUCCUGGAAAUCAUACACUAAAACAUAAUUCUUCCUUUCUCUGGCCUAACUUAACAAAGUCAGGCCGGCUUCCCCAUUUUUCCUCCUGCACUGUGUGUAAUGCCCAUCCUCCUUGCUUUCACAUACAGAACAAUACUCCUUAUUAGCUUGCUGUCUACUUAAAUAUGUAGCCUACUGUUGUGUCUUUGCGGUUUUGGGCCAAAAACCAAAAAAUGUUGCCACAUGUUGUUAACUGCCAUUUAUCGUGUCUUCAAUAUUUAUAAAGUUUCAUACAGUAUUGUUGUAAUUCUAUAUGCAUCCUCAUACGUCUAUGUAAAAUUGUAUACAGUAUACGAUAUUUACAGUGAGGCAAAUAAGUAUUUAGUCAACCACCAAUUAUGCAAGUUCCCCCUCUUGAAAAUAUUAGAGAGGCCUGUAAUUGUCAACAUGGGUAAACCUCAACCAUGAGAGACAGAAUGUGGGGGAAAAAAACAGAAAAUCACAUUGUUUGAUUUUUAAAUAAUUUAUUUGGAAAUCAUGGUGGAAAAUAAGUAUUUGGUCAAUACCAAAUGUUCAUCUCAAUACUUUGUUAUGUACCCUUUGUUGGCAAGCUCUCUAAUAUUUUCAAGUGGGAGAACUAUUUGUGGUUGACUAAAUAAUUAUUUACCCCACUGUAAAUCUCAUCUAGUAUGUCUUCAUUGCAUUCAGAUUGUCUCACUAUUUGUGUAAAUGCCCGUUUAUUUUUGCUGCGUUGCAAAUGUAAAGCAAUUUGCCUCAAAAAUGUCUUUCCUAGACAUGCAAAGGAUUUACUGCUGCAAACCUCAACACAAAAGUGCCGAAUGAUCACAUUAGAUAUCUGUGUGAUUAAUAUUCAUAACAGUAACUUCAAUCAGACUGUUUAGGUACAUUUUGUUUGUUUAGGGCAUCGUCAGGCCCUGUGGGAUUUUUUAAAAGCCUAUUUUAUCAUAGUAACAAAUUACAGUUUUCUCAUUUAUGUUUGGAUAUUUCAGGCAAUUAAAAUGUCUUAUAUUUACAAAUGCACUAAAUGUACUAAAAGGAUGAAGUUUGCUUUUAAGAUGGUUAGACACUGCUGGUAAAAUUGAGCUAGACGAAUGUUGUCGCUGAUAAUGAAGGCAACUCUAUGUUAUUUAAAUCUGAAAUGAUAGUGGCUGCAACUAUAGACUGUUAUAUCGUCCUCAACCAAAUUAACUAACUAGACAAUGAAAGGUGUUGAUGUAUGAUAUUGACAUGUAACGUGGUAUAUAGGAACAAGAAAAUAAAAACUGACUAAACCCUUAAA
This is a messenger RNA of Corythoichthys intestinalis (scribbled pipefish), 2371 nucleotides long. It is a transcript of the gene anxa13l, whose product is annotated as annexin A13, like. The transcript is spliced from 11 exons. Gene Ontology annotation, cellular component: cytoplasm. The record is from RefSeq and is a predicted model, not a curated record. The coding region runs from base 163 to 1113 and encodes 316 amino acids. Lineage: Eukaryota; Metazoa; Chordata; Actinopteri; Syngnathiformes; Syngnathidae. Gene Ontology annotation, molecular function: calcium-dependent phospholipid binding; calcium ion binding.